This is a messenger RNA of Fraxinus pennsylvanica, 1191 nucleotides long. The record is from the annotation of a GenBank genome assembly. NCBI's taxonomy places the organism in Eukaryota, Viridiplantae, Streptophyta, Magnoliopsida, Lamiales, Oleaceae.
AUGGAGGAGACUGUACAAACCUUUAAAAAAUUGCCCAUCAUCGACUUUUCUCUCCUACACCAUGAUUCUGUCAUCAAGCAAAUCCAUGAAGCUUGUCGAAACUUCGGUUUCUUUCAUGUUAUCAAUCAUGGGAUACCCGAUUCAGUAAUUGAAGAAGCUUUGAAUGUGAAUUCAAUGUUCUUUGACAUGCCAAUGGCGAUGAAGGAGGAGCUUCUGUCUGAUGAUGUACAGAAGCCAGCGAGAUUUAGCAGAGUUCAAGUUGGAUGCCAUGAAAAUGGGAUGCUUUCGAGGGACUUCCUUAAGCUCUAUGCACAUCCUCUUCAUCAUUUUCUCAGUUUAUGGCCUUCAAAUCCUCUCAAUUAUAGAGAAAAUAUGGGAAUGUAUGCUACAGAAGUCAGGAAAUUAGGCAUUGAGCUUUUUGGUGCCAUCAUGGAGAGCUUAAACUUAAGCCCAACACAAUUGAAACAAAAUUUCGAGCACGGCGCACAACUUAUCGGCAUAAAUUCCUAUCCUCCAUGCUCGGAAUCAAAUGUAAAAGCAGGCACAUCUGCGCACACGGAUCACAGCAUUAUCACCGUUCUUCUUCAAAGUUCCCCGGGCCUCCAUAUCAUGGACAGGUCGGAUGGCGCAUGGAAGAGCGUUAGCAAGAUCGAAGGGUCAUUAGAAGUCAUAGUGGGUGAUCACUUGGAGGUAAUAAGCAAUGGUUUGUACAGAAGUGUACUGCAUCGAGCCCUUCCGAGUUCAGAUAAUGUUUCUAGGUUGUCUAUAGCUGACUUUCAUAGCCUCGGAAUGGAUGAUAUAGUCGAGCCUACUACAAAGCUAGUCGAUGAAAAACAUCCGAAGAGUAGCCAUAUCUCCUUACAUCUCCCGAAUCCUGUGGCUGGCGUGCCGUUGCUUCUAUCGGGUUUCUAUGGUUCUCCUUUUUCUGAUAGAAGAAAGGAGAGUUGGCAGCUUCUUGGUUUGAUGAAUCCGAGUAGCCAUUUGCCAUGGUUGGUGUUGCCAGUGAUUAUGUCGGAUCACAACCCAUUAUUGAUUAACUGCAGCAACCAACAUGACACUGGAGACUUCCACCGGCUGAAGUUAUUUCGUUAUGAAGCGACCUGGUUUGGAAAGCAGGACUGUAAAAAAAUUGUUGAAGAUGCAUGGUCUCUCCCCCGGGUUCUGAGAUCCGAUGGUUUAAAGAAGGUCUAG